Neoarius graeffei (lesser salmon catfish) is the source of this 1780-nucleotide messenger RNA. RefSeq names its product methyltransferase 16, N6-methyladenosine (gene mettl16). Lineage: Eukaryota; Metazoa; Chordata; Actinopteri; Siluriformes; Ariidae. Gene Ontology annotation, biological process: rRNA base methylation. Gene Ontology annotation, cellular component: nucleus. The transcript has 10 exons. Bases 110 to 1642 code for a protein of 510 amino acids. The record is from RefSeq and is a predicted model, not a curated record. Gene Ontology annotation, molecular function: 23S rRNA (adenine(1618)-N(6))-methyltransferase activity.
AAAACAACGUGACCAGUUCUGCAACGAGCACUGCAGAAGAGCGAUCAUCUGUCCGCUUUUCUGCACAUUAUUAGGACCGUUUACAGAAGGGAUUAAACAGUGCACAGGAAUGGCAUUGAACAAAUCCAUGCAUUGUCGAAAUCGUUAUAAGGACAAACCACCAGACUUUGCAUACCUGGCUUCCAAGUAUCCGGAUUUUCAGAAGCAUGUACAGACAACAUUAUCCGGCCGAGUGGUGCUGAAUUUUAAGGACCCUGAGGCGGUGCGUGCUCUCACAUGCACACUGCUGAAGGAAGACUUUGGCCUGAGUAUUGAGAUUCCUUUGGAGCGGCUCAUCCCCACUGUCCCACUGCGCCUCAAUUACAUCCACUGGGUGGAGGAUCUGACCGGAGGGCAGGGCAGUCCACGCACGGGCAUCGAUAUCGGUACGGGGGCCUCCUGUAUCUACCCCCUGUUGGGAGCCUCAAUGAAUGGCUGGAACUUUCUCGCAACAGAGGUGGAUGACAUCUGCUAUAAUUAUGCCAAGAAAAAUGUCGAACAAAACAAUAUGGCAGACCUGAUAAAAGUGGUGAAGGUGCCCCAAAAGACCUUGCUAAUGGAUGCGCUAAAGGAGGAGUCAAUAGUGUACGAUUUCUGCAUGUGCAAUCCUCCCUUCUUCGCAAACCAUUUAGAGGCGAAGGGAGUCAAUUCAAGGAGCUCGCGCAGACCUCCGCCCAGCUCCGUCAACACGGGAGGAGUGACCGAAAUAAUGGCUGAGGGGGGUGAGCUGGAGUUUGUGAAAAGGAUUAUCCAUGACAGUGUGCAGCUUAAGAGGAGGCUCAGAUGGUACAGCUGCAUGCUGGGGAAAAAGUGUAGUCUGGCACCCUUAAAGGAGGAGCUGAGAAAACAAGGGGUCCCCAAAGUGACACACACCGAGUUCUGUCAGGGGCGCACGAUGCGCUGGGCUCUGGCCUGGAGCUUCUACGAGGAUGUGACCAUGCCAUCUCCGCCAAGCAAAAAGCGUAAGCUGGAGAAGGCACGUAAGCCGCUGACCUUCACCGUGGUCAAAGCCACUGCAGCAGAACUGCACUCUCAGGCCCUCAGCAAUGGAAAAACUCACACCAGCCAUGUGGAGAGCGUCACCUACUGGUUGGAGAGCCUUCUCACAGACCUGAAGGUGUUGCACAACCGUGUGCCCUCCUGUGACUCUGAACUCAGCCUCUUCCUGACUGCUGUGGAGAACACCUGGGUCCAUGCUCGGCAGAAACGGCGGGAAAAGAGCCGACAGCUUCGUGAGCUGCCCAGAGCCCCAGAGCCUGACGCUCCCACUACUGACAGCGUGCACCCGACACCAGCACCAGACCUUCCAGAUCCUCCCAGUAACGGAGAAGAAGCCAAGACAAAGCAGGAGUCUGAAAAGGACACCGAUGUCCCCUGUAAGACCUCCAGCACACAGGAACAGGAGUCCAGUAUCUCUGCUAUUUCCCCAAGCUCCAGCUCAGUCCCCAACUUCCUGUUUAAGUGUCUAAUGAAUGUGAAGGUGGAGGACGGUGAUGUGUUGGUUGAGAUGCACUGGGUGGAGGGUCAGAAUAAAGAUCUGAUGAACCAGUUAUGUACAAGCAUUAAGAACUCGCUCUUUCGCCAAGUAGCCAAGUCCAUUUAACCCUGAUUUUAACACGUUAUCUGCUUUUUAUUUUCAAAAUCUUAUUUCAUUAACAGAGAACAAUCUGUGGUAUGAGCCAUAAAUGUUUUAAGUCUGCCAGUACAGCGGUAAUUUUUUACUGAAUGUUUGGCUUUAUUA